AUGGACAGAACGCUUCUUAGAAAAAAGAAAGGAGGAGAUGUUGUUCCAUUCCGAUUAGUUCGAUAUACACCAUCUCCAGAAACACAGCUUCUUGUGACAUCUCGGAAAGAGUUCAGAAUUCGAGUGCCAAUUUCCCCUGUGCAGUCUCCUCACCCUCAUGUAAAAAAACCCUCUUCUACAUCGUUUUCAGGAAAAACAAGCCCAACCCGUGAACUUCUAAAUGAUUUUAAGUCGACGUUAAACGACCAAGGCAAAGUUAUAAGCCCUACAUUUGAUGAAAAUAUCAAUCGCUUGCAGAAUCUCCAAUGGGUUAAAUCUUUGGAUACUAGACAUUCUUUACCAUCGUCCAGCCCAAAGCCAGCCUCAAUUUCUAAAAUAUUGCAAGACCAGCUUGGAGAUAAAUUCGCUGCUCGGGCAAAUAUUCAAUCUCUUUUUCUACCUCAAAAUAACAGUAAGCGAUCUAAGUUUUCAAAUGAAGAUCAAGUUGCUAAAGAAAAUGAACAAAAUGAUUUUAAAAAAAGAAAAGAGGAAAUAGUCCAUUGAAGCCUAAAAGCAACAAUGGGCUCAAAGCCAAACUCAAGUGAAGGAAGCUCACUUUUCGUGAUAAACAGAAAAAUCUAUAUAUUUGGUGGGCAGUCCAGAGGUAAAGUCACUGAUUUACAUGAGCUAGAUAUGAUAACUGGUGUAUGAAGAAAAGUGAACUCAAAUUACUCUCCAAACGGAAGGCUGGGAUGCUCAUUAGCUGUAUAUAAGAAAAAAAUUAUUUCUUUUGGUGGAUGUUCUGGACAUAGCCAGAACUUAGGAGUCAGAAGAUGCUCUAACAAAUUGUAUGUUUUAAGUUUUGACACCAUGAAUUGGCAACGAUAUCAUGGAGGGGGAUCUAUUCCUACUCCACGAAGAAACCAUGCUUGCACUUUGCUAGGAAAAAGCAUGCUGGUUUAUGGAGGAGUUGACCAGCUUUCCCAUGCCUUGCCUGAUCUAUAUAUUUAUGAUGUAAAAAACAAAGAAUGAUCUCUUCCUGAAGUAAAAGUAUAUGGAGAUCCAGGACCUCGAUCUCAUGCUACACUCACAGCAGUUUUCAAUGAAGCAUUGAAAGUGAAUUUUGACUUUAUUUUGCUAAGCUUAUCUAAAAUGAAGCAAGAAUUAAAUAUAUUGAACAGUGGCUUUUACUUAUUUGGAGGAUUAGAUAGCACAGGAACCCCAACAAAUGCUCUUCAUGGACUUUAUGUCCGUGAUGGGCAGCUAGUCUGAACAGAAGUCCAAUCCUUUGGAAAACCUCCAACUCCUCGAUAUAGCCACUCAGCAUGCUCAAUGAAUGAAAAAUUGUUUAUUUUUGGCGGAAGAAAUGAUUUAUUGUACAAAGAAACUGGAGAAUCAAGCUUAGGAGACCUGCAUAUUUUUAAUGUGGAACAUCUGACCUGGGAGAGUGUUAUAGUCAAUGGAAAUGCACCUGAAGCCAGAUGAGGCCACUGUAUGUGCACUUUUGGGACUAAAAUAUUGAUAUUUGGAGGAAUGACCCACAAGAAGUUUAUGAACGCUGACUUAUACAGCUUAGAAACUAAUAGUGAUUAUGUUGAUGAGCUUUUGAAAUAUGAUAAAGAAAAAACUGUGGCUCCUUCAGUUGAGGUUUAUGCGUCGAUUGGGAGAGGAUUUAAGUCAUUCUUACAGAAGUUUAUGGAUCAGAGCACUCCUAAGACAAAAGAAGAAGAUUAA
This is a messenger RNA of Blepharisma stoltei, 1713 nucleotides long. The record is from the annotation of a GenBank genome assembly. Lineage: Eukaryota; Ciliophora; Heterotrichea; Heterotrichida; Blepharismidae.